Molecule: messenger RNA, 1026 nt
Organism: Exophiala aquamarina CBS 119918
Lineage: Eukaryota; Fungi; Ascomycota; Eurotiomycetes; Chaetothyriales; Herpotrichiellaceae
Exons: 5
Coding region: 1-1026 (341 amino acids)
Molecular function (GO): oxidoreductase activity, acting on the CH-OH group of donors, NAD or NADP as acceptor
Source: RefSeq, a predicted model, not a curated record
AUGGAGAAUGUCGAAUCGAGACUGGAUCCUGGAUCCAUUGUCUUAGUCACAGGCGCCAACGGAUAUAUAGGAUCGACCAUUGCCGACCUUCUCUUGCAAGAGGGGUACUAUGUCCGUGGGACCGUCCGUGGCCACAAACCCUGGCUACAGCGAUACUUUGAUGAGAAAUAUGGGAAAAUGAGGUUUGAGGCGGUGGUUGUACCAGACCUGGGCGUCCAGGAAGAUCUCGUGUCGGCUCUCGAAGGUGCACAGGGGUUGAUACAUGUGGCAGCAGAUGUUGCAUUUCAACCAGACGCCGAAAAAAUCAUCUCUCAAACCAAAAUGCACACAGUGGCAGCUCUCCAGGCUGCCGCAAGAGUGUCGACCAUGAGGAGCUUUGUCCUCACAUCCUCUGCAUCGGCUGCUUGCUCCCCAAGCAUCAAUGAACAAGGCAUAGCCAUCAAUGACGACACCUGGAACGAUAGGGCAGUGGCUGCGGCUUGGUGCAAAACCACUUCGCCAGAAGAACUGCCAUAUAAUGUCUACGCGGCUGCGAAAACUGAGGGUGAACAAGUUCUGUGGAAGUUUGCCAGAGAGAAUAACCCGACUUUUACGGUCAACACAGUCUUACCGUCUGCAUGUUUUGGGUCCAUCCUCUGUCGAGAGAUCGGAGGCAGCACCAUGGGUGUAGUCCGUCGAGUGUUGUCGGGAGAUUCUGAGAUGUUUUCUCUACUUCCACCGCAGUGGUUUGUAGAUGUUACAGACUGUGCACGACUUCACCUAGCCGCGCUGAUUGUCAAGUCAAUCGCAGACCAAAGGAUCUUUGCCUUUGCCGAAACAUUCAACUGGACCGACAUUAUCACCAUCCUUCGCCACAUCCGUCCCGGCAACAACGAUAUUCCCGAACCCCCAGCUCAUGAAGGGCGAGAUUUGUCCCAUGUCACACCGCGGCUCAAGGCAGAGUGCAUUCUGCGACAGUACUGGAAUUCCGGAGGCUGGACUAGCCUGGGGGACAGCAUUGCUGCAGGUAUAGGGGAUAUCUCAUGA